This is a messenger RNA of Microbotryum saponariae, 3061 nucleotides long. Lineage: Eukaryota; Fungi; Basidiomycota; Microbotryomycetes; Microbotryales; Microbotryaceae. The record is from the annotation of a GenBank genome assembly.
AUGGUCUCUGCUCGUAUUCAAAGUCGUCAACGUCGACAACGUCGACAACCGGAUACAUCAAGUGAUGAAGAUGGUCCCUCGCUCAUGACAGCGCCAUCGUCGCCGCCCAAGCGCCGUCACAGCAGCACCUCUACCUUGUCCCAGUCUCUCGUCGGCCGCAGGGGCGCGCGAUCGCGCAAGACGGAACCCGCCACAGCGCACGAGAGCAAGAUACACGACUUCGAAACCACACCACACCGACCCGUCCAGAGCGUCAAGGUCAACUACGGCAAAGGCGGGCGUCGGAACAGCGGGCGUCUUGGCGAGUGUGACGAGGCGCGACUCGACGCGUCCAAGCCAUCACACCUUCGGACAUCCGCCUCUUCGGUGACUCGAACCCCGACAAAAUCGCGGAUAAAGUCAAGUGACACGUCACGGAACCAGGACUCGAUGACAGACGGCGAUGACUCGGGACUGUCGACCCCAUCGCGAACGGCGCGACGAAGCGCUCGACAGGUGACGACGAGCGCCGCGGCGGCCCAAGCGCUCUAUACACCGCAGACAACAUCAAAGCGCAGCAAGAAUGCGAUCACCGACACUCCCAGCAAGCGUAUCAAACGAUCUUCGAACGACUCCGUGCUCAUCGAGACACCCUCAAAGCGUACCCGGGCCAAGCCAGUCAACGACGACGAGUCAGAAGAGUCGGAUCCAGAGAACAUCGCACAGGAUCUCGUGCAAGACAAACCGCGACAGCUUGCAACGCCUAGGUCGACACCGACAAAACCUUCUCAUGCCGAUAAAUUGCUACCCACCAGACCCAUCCGACAUGCACGGGCGACCAGCGUCGAGACUGCGGAGGAGACCGAUGCCCAAGAGCGGGAAGGCAACGAGGAGGAGGACGAGGAAGAGGACGAGCAGACACAAAGGUCCUCGACACCCUCUCCGUCCAAGAACCAAACACUUGCGGAGACUACCCCUCGACGUUCCGCCCGAGCUCGACGACUACCUGUCGCCAAACUCGACAUCGACGCCGCGCCCAAGGAACUGCGUAAUCGACUCGUAGGCUGGCACAUGAAUGAUGGCGACGAAGACUCUUCGGCUGAUGAACUGGACGUCUUGUCGAGUCCGAGCCGUAGCGGCAAGUCGUCGACAGCCGCCACCGAAAUGAUCCGCGAUUCGCUCGACCAUUCGCAACUCUACCCGGCUCGAAACUUAUCGUUCCUCUUCUCUCGUAUUCUCAAUGGCCUCAACGGAUGGACGCUGCCAAGACAGCCACGAGCACCGGCACAAUUUGAUCGACGCGAUGCGCUGGCCUACCCUCACCUGUCAGGUGGGUAUUCGCAGUGGGAGAAGCCGCUUCGCUACGCUAUGAACGGUGUCGUGCAACAUAACGUGGGCAACUGUCUGAUUAUGCUGGGACCUCGAGGAGUGGGCAAGACGAUGGUGAGUGCCUUCACAAACAUGCUAGGUCACCAGGCCCCUCGAGGAAUGACUGACUUUCUUGGCCGGCGGCUUCACCAGCUUUUCGAACGAACGGUCCAAGUUCUAGAAAAGGCUUACGGAAAGGAUGCGAUGAUCAUCGUUCGUCUCAGCGGCCUCGUCCACACCACCGACCGUCUGGCGCUGCGGUCGAUUGCGCACCAACUUCAGAGUCAGGGGCUCUCAGACGAGGAUGGCGACUUUGGCUCCAACGCGGCGACAAUGACGACCUUGCUGCACAUGCUCGAGCCAGCGAACGACCCCCGAUCUGUUGCGGAGAAACCGAUCAUCAUUCUCGUCGACGAGUUCGAUUUGUUCGCCCAGCACCCUAGGCAGAGCUUUCUCUAUUCGUUGCUGGACAUCGUGCAAGGCAACCGACGCAAGGCUGGGAUGGGCGUGGUGGGCCUGAGUGCUCGAUCCGUGAGUCUUACUGAUCUUAUCCAUGUAAACGUCGGAUUUCUUGGACACUGACAAUCGAUCUUUAUUGGACACUGUCAAUCGAUUUUCAUUCCUCAUUCCACCGUUCAGGACUGCCUCUCGAUCCUCGAAAAACGAGUUCGUUCGAGGUGUCAAUCUCAGGUGCAUCAGAUGGUUCUUCAAAGCGACUUUGACAGCUACACCGAACUAGCCAAGCAAGUGCUGUCUGUCGACGCGACUGCCUUUCACGAGUUCGGUGACGAGCACUGCUUGGGGCCGAUGGCAGAUGAUUGGAACUUGGAGGUCGAAGUGAGUACACGCUGGCAGCCACCUUCUACUUCCGUCAAAACCACUGACUCGGAGAUUGUGUCCAUCAAGGCUUUCUUGGAUGAUCCUCUCGUCUUCGACCAUCUCGAGCGAGUGUGGUCCAUUCACGGCAACACACCUGCGCCACUUUUGCAGGCAUUGGUGAGCUUCUCAAGCCUGCUUGAAUGGGAUCUUCCCGGAAUCGAUGCUGACGGCGUUCAUCUCGUUGCCUCAGGCCCCUGUUUUGACCCAUUGCGAAAAUUUGGUGAAGGACGACGACCAGAUGCUCGGACUGCCCCAUCUCUCUCACUGCAUGUUCAUCGCCGGAGCAAAACCGACAUUCCGUGAAGACCUGCCACUUGACCGUGAGUUCGAGCUCAGCGACGUUUCCCUCCAUGUGAGAACCAAGUCAACUGACCGUUCACGGGGUUCGCAGACCUGACGAUUCUCGAUUUGACCGUCUGCGUCGCGGCCAAACACAUGCGUGCCCAACACGAGAAUGCGAUCAACGUCGAGCUGCUCUACCGUUGCUACCUCGAGCAUGUCCAACGCAGUCGACUGAUGGUGUCGGCGAAGGCAUGGACACGACUAGCAUUCUGUAUGGUCCGUCUUGUUUUUCACGUCACUUCCGUCUCGCAGGCCGGGCUCGCUGACGUCUUCCUCGCUGCAGUCCUUUGAUCGACUGCGAGCUUUGGAGAUCCUACUCCCUUGGACGGGCAAGACGACACAACGCCCUUCGCCGAGUCGUGGCGAUCGUUUCAAGCUGUACCGAUUUGUGCCUUGGGAUUCGACAUUGGAUGAAGCCGUUCGAAUCCGACAAGAAAGGUCGAGGGACGUACCAGAGCCUUUGCGGAAGUGGUUGAAGAGUCAGGAUGCUUGA